Molecule: messenger RNA, 769 nt
Organism: Impatiens glandulifera
Lineage: Eukaryota; Viridiplantae; Streptophyta; Magnoliopsida; Ericales; Balsaminaceae
Exons: 3
Coding region: 122-769 (215 amino acids)
Biological process (GO): amine metabolic process
Molecular function (GO): copper ion binding; quinone binding; primary methylamine oxidase activity
Source: RefSeq, a predicted model, not a curated record
UAUUUAGAAUCCAAUUUCUUUUACAAUUCCUCACUCUUUCAGUUCAGUGAUAUAUAUAUAUAUAGACGAGUUAGGCAGCCAAAUUUGUGAUAUCCCUCUGUGAGCUUGAUAAUCGUCUCCAAUGGCCGCAAAGCAUUACGGUAAUACUUACGAUUUUGCUCCCGUCCACCCCAAAGCUGCUCCUGCUACCUUCUCCGCCGCUCCAGCUUCUUCUGAUAUGUCCCAGAGUUGGGGCAACGACGAUCAGAAACCAACUAAAACUUCACCGCCUUUGAACACUGCUGAAUAUUCUACUCACCCUUCUGCUAAAGGGAACCAGUUCACGCCAAGAGCUCAAACAGCACAUCCUUUGGAUCCAUUGGCAGCUGCUGAAAUUGCAGUUGCUGUGGCAACUGUGAGAGCUGCUGGAACAACACCUGAGUUGCGAGAUGGGAUGCGAUUCAUUGAGGUGGUUUUACUAGAACCAGCAAAAAGUGUUGUUGCUUUGGCAGAUGCGUAUUUUUUCCCACCUUACCAGCCAUCGCUACUGCGAAGAACCAAAGGAGGGCCUGUUAUUCCUAGUAAACUCCCUCCUAGGCAAGCUAGGCUUGUUGUAUACAACAAAAUGUCUAAUGAGACUAGUGUUUGGGUGAUUGAGCUCAGUCAAGUUCAUGCAGCGACACGUGGUGGACAGCAUAGGGGAAAAGUUGUUACAUCAAAAGUUAUAAAGGAUGUCCAACCUCCUAUGGUAUUUCCAUACUUAUAUUCUGUUACCUCAUGGAAAACUUAA